AUGAGAUGGCCUCCGUGUCUUUCCAAGCGCGCCAUCAUAUUCCGAACUAGCCCAAUCCAGCCAUUCUGUGCCAGAAGAGACCAACCGGACCCCAGAAGAUGGCACAGCACCGGAUCUGACUUCCAGACUAUCGAAACUCCCUGUGGUGCGUCCGGCUCCGUCUCCAUCUCCCUCUACAACGUUGUCAACCAAAAGACAUCAACGCCUCUCCUCAUCUACCUACCUCCCUUCCCAACCCCACAACCUUCUCUCAACUUCCUCCCCCGUCUCCUUCACCCCUACCCCACCGCCGUCAUCCACUACCGCUGGGCGUCAUCGUCACACCCUCCUCCCCCAGACGGUGAUGACUCCUCCCCUUUCACCUACCCCCUCCACUGGCCCAACCCCGUCCAUGACGUAGCGUUCGGCUACGAAUGGAUAAUCAAAAACCUCUCCCCCCCAGGUCUCUCCCGCCGUGACAUCCUCGUCCUCUCCUCCCACCUCGGCGCCUCCCUCGCCACCUCCCUAGCCCUCACCGAAUGCCAUCCCCACCGGCCCUUCGCCGUCCGGGGUCUCGCGGCUUACAAUGGCAUCUACAACUGGACCAUGUUCCUCCCGGACCAUCGGGCGAAUCGCACAAAACCGCGGUCCCGCGCCGCCGCCAGAGAGAAAGCCGAGUCCUUUGGCGCUGUUUCCGAUCAGGGAUGUUCGGUCCUCGCCGAUCUAGCGGGGAAGAUGCCCGGUCUGUUCGCCCGUCCGGAUCGGCUGUUUGACGUAUUCGCCAGCCCGGCCCUCAUGUUCCAGACAUCGGGCAUGGACGUGCCGAAGUCCUUUACGAGGAGUACGGAGCUGGCCUCCCAGAUCGACUGGCUCGCUUCGCUGCAGUCCUCACCCACAUGUCUCACUAGUCCUGAUAACAACCAUAGAGAGAAUUCUCCAGACGAGUUCAAACCCCCCAAGCCGCCGGCUCCCCCUCGCCGCGCAGCCCUCAUAUUCCCUCCUCGCACGUCAACGCUGAAAAUCCCUGACACCACACUACUAUACACACGACCCCCUGCGCCGCCGACGGGCGCGAAGCGCAAGUCACGGCGCACGAAACCCUGGGGGAACACGUUCGAGACGCAGGCCCUUGAGCUGGGCGGUCUCAUGCGUCGUAGUGUUGAGAAGCUGGAGGUCAAGGAGAGGAGGGUGUGGGAUGAGGACUUUGAGGAUUGGGAGGGCAUGGCGGAGAAGAGGGUUCGUCUGGUUGAUGUUGGGCAGGGGGAUGAUGCCGCGGGGGGUCUUGGGGAUGGAGGCUUGGUGGAGGAUUUUGUCUCGCAGUGGUUGAGGCAGAAGUAUGGCUACUGA
Scedosporium apiospermum is the source of this 1326-nucleotide messenger RNA. RefSeq lists its product as uncharacterized. The coding region runs from base 1 to 1326 and encodes 441 amino acids. Lineage: Eukaryota; Fungi; Ascomycota; Sordariomycetes; Microascales; Microascaceae. The record is from RefSeq and is a predicted model, not a curated record. The transcript has 2 exons.